AGGAUUAAGACCGACGUAGUUCUGGUAUCAUGUGAUACUAUCGUGCAAUUCAGCUUGUAUCCUGUACUAAAACAAUUCAGAGAACUUAAUGCCUCCUUUGUCAGUCUUUUGGUUCGAAAUGGCUCCUGCGAUGUUUCGGUACCUGGUCCUAAAACGAAAUAUAAACUAGAGCAGGAUCUUUUUGGAAUUUGCCCUAGCACGAAUCGUUUGGUAUUUAUGGGUUCAGCGAGUGAUUUCGAACACGAUUUCGAGCUUCAUGGACAUCUGCUGCGACAAAAUGGAAAAGUGGAUAUCCGGAGUGGACUGUUAGAUGCGCAUGUGUAUGUGGUCAAAAAAUGGAUUAUUGACUUCCUCGAAAUGAGCCCCAAUUUCUCCUCGUUAAAAGGUGAAUUACUACCGUUUAUUGUGAAAAAACAAAUGUCAACAAGCACAAAUUUACCGGCGCAAUCCGACAAACCCAUUUCAGAAGUUAAUGUCAAUGUUAACAUGAAGGUUGUUUUCCAGUUCUUUCGAUGAAAAAGAGGCAGUCCC
Messenger RNA from Topomyia yanbarensis, 531 nucleotides. Its product is annotated as translation initiation factor eIF-2B subunit gamma-like. NCBI's taxonomy places the organism in Eukaryota, Metazoa, Arthropoda, Insecta, Diptera, Culicidae. The record is from RefSeq and is a predicted model, not a curated record. Gene Ontology annotation, molecular function: translation initiation factor activity; guanyl-nucleotide exchange factor activity. Gene Ontology annotation, biological process: cytoplasmic translational initiation. Gene Ontology annotation, cellular component: eukaryotic translation initiation factor 2B complex; guanyl-nucleotide exchange factor complex. The transcript has 3 exons. Bases 217 to 516 code for a protein of 99 amino acids.